CAUGAUCGUCAGAAGGAUAUCAGCGAAAUACACGGGCGAAUGAGAUAUUCUUGUCCUGCCAUUUGAAGCCGCCAGACCAAGGAGUGCCCGGGAUUCAGAUUCGCUCAUACCUCAAGAUUCGACCAACCCGAUGCUUCGAGUCCCAGGCAUAGAUCUCAGGCAUAGAUCUCGAGGAAAUAGAUUUAGGACGGCUGAGCACGUCAGCUAAAGCACCUAAAAGGAUCAUGGAUAGCGACCAUCAUGAAGAUAAGUCUGGUACAAACGUCUCCGGAGCAUCCUAGGUACGUAGGUCUUAGUAAAGGGUGUUCAUGGAAACCGCCAACAGGCCCCCCAGAUCCAUCAAAGGUCCCUGAGAGCAUUUGGUCGCCAAGGUAUCCUAGACGGCGCAAGUCGAUUGUCAAUGCGAACGUAAUCCCUGGCAUGGAGUGGUUGAGCAAGAAAAGUCGUCGAAAAGGCCUUGCAUCUAGGAAGUGUAGAGGUGCACUAAAUCCACGUCCACGACGGAUCGGUCGAGAUACCAGUCUGAUGGGGAAACAAUGUUCUCGCAAAAAAAAAGCCAACGGGAUCGAUAUAAUUGUUCGCAUGUGGGAGGAACCGGAAAUCGAACCACGGAACAGCGCAUCGGUACCGGCCCAUUCGAAAAAUCCCACAAGUGGUACCGGAAAAGCAAAAACGGAGAAUUCCAGCAAAGCCAGCCUCCACGAAGCCAAUAUCCGAGCGGUGACCGGUCCGGUCAGUCAGGGCCUGUUGUCACGAGAGGCUGUGAAACUUCGAGAAAGGCGAAUACUCCUUGAGCCCUGAUGGUGCAACGCUCGGCAAGAUGGUCUCGCAAAUUGGGAAGC
Trematosphaeria pertusa is the source of this 842-nucleotide messenger RNA. RefSeq lists its product as uncharacterized. The transcript has a single exon. Bases 241 to 801 code for a protein of 186 amino acids. NCBI's taxonomy places the organism in Eukaryota, Fungi, Ascomycota, Dothideomycetes, Pleosporales, Trematosphaeriaceae. The record is from RefSeq and is a predicted model, not a curated record.